This is a messenger RNA of Gadus morhua (Atlantic cod), 3787 nucleotides long. RefSeq names its product ceramide kinase. NCBI's taxonomy places the organism in Eukaryota, Metazoa, Chordata, Actinopteri, Gadiformes, Gadidae. Gene Ontology annotation, biological process: ceramide metabolic process; phosphorylation. The coding region runs from base 182 to 2095 and encodes 637 amino acids. The transcript has 13 exons. Gene Ontology annotation, molecular function: ceramide kinase activity. The record is from RefSeq and is a predicted model, not a curated record.
GGAUUAAGACUCUUCGGCGCGCUGACGUCACGCGUGCUGCCUGAACCGCUAUCCACCUGGAGACGGAAACCAAGCGGCCGUGCUUUCUUGUUUUAUUAUCCCGAGGAAAACGCGAUAAGCUUCUAGGAGAUGCCGAUGAAGAGAUAGCCUCCUGCUCUCCAGGGCGCCAGAAGACGGAGGGAUGGAGAAGGAGGAUAAGGAGGAUAAGAAGGAGGAUGAUCAGAGACCCGCUGGGCUCCUGUCCUCGCAGCUGCUGCUGAAACGCAGCGUGUACGAGGUGUCUCUGCACCCCGGAGUGCUCACCUGGACCAGAGCCCACCUGCCCUCCAGACUCGGCCACACUGUACCUGUGUCGGAGGUGAUCUCGGUGCGGGAGCUGGAGGUGGCCAGCAGCACCAGUAUCUCCCCAUGCUCCUGCACCAGUAUGUGCAGCACCACGACCAGCAGUGACAGCAGCCCCAGUCGGAGCAGCACCACUGGUACCAGUAUGUGUACCAGUAGGUGUACCAGUAGGUGUACCAGUGGAGCGAAGGGCUCCAGGCGCUGGCAGAAGAUACCCCAGAGAGAUGACGAGGACUCACCCCACGCCUUCACCGUGAGCUACGUGCAGCGGGCGCGCCGGGCGGCCUGGCGGCUCAGAGACGUCACCUUCCUCUGUGCGGACGCGGCGCUGUGUGGCCGGUGGGUCCGCACGCUCACGGAGCAGCUCUCCGCCCUGGCCCAGCGCCCGCGGCGGCUGCUGGUCUACAUCAACCCGCUGAGCGGUAAGCGGCACGGUGAGAGGAUCUACCGCCACAAGGUGGCGCCGCUCUUCUCCAGAGCCAAUAUCUCCACCAGUGUCAUCGUUACGCAACACGCCAAUCACGCCAGGGAUCACCUGCGGACAGAGGCGGAGCUACAGAACUACGACGGGGUGGUGUGUGUGGGGGGUGACGGGAUGUUCAGCGAGGUGAUGCACGGCCUGGUGCUGCGGACCCAGAGGGACCAGGGCCGGGACCACCACCACCCGGACCAGGACCUAGCCCAGACCGGCCUGCGCAUCGGGAUCAUCCCUGCAGGCUCUACAGACUGUAUCUGCUUCGCCACUGUUGGGGCCAACGACCCCGUGACCUCUUCUCUACACAUCAUCGUGGGCGACUGCCAGCCCAUGGACGUGUGUUCCGUACAUCACGGCGACGCCUUCCUGCGCUACUCGGUCUCGUUGCUAGGCUACGGUUUCUACGGCGACGUGCUAUCGGACAGCGAGAGGAGGAGGUGGAUGGGCCCGGCGAGAUACGACGUCUCAGGUGUGAAGAAGUUCCUGAGCCAUCGGUACUAUGAGGGGACCGUCUCCUACCUGCCGGCCAGCGACGUCCUGGGGACCCCCAGGGACCGGGCCCCCUGCCGGACCGGCUGUGUGGUGUGUCAGUACAACAGACCGCUUGAGGAGGAGAAGGAGGGGAAACUCAAGAUGGAGGAGAGCCAUGAAGGGCUGGCCUGGCGCAGCGUGCGGGGGAAGUUCCUGGCCAUCAACGCGGUGAGCAUGAGUUGCGCGUGCCCCCGCAGCCCCCAAGGCCUGUCGCCCGCCGCCCACCUGGCCGACGGGACCACCGACCUCAUCCUGGUCCGCAAUUCCUCGCGCCUCGCCUUCCUCCGGCACCUGCUGAGGCACACCAGUAAGGACGACCAGUUCGACCUGGGCUUCGUGGAGGUGCACCGCGUGAGGAGGUUCCGCUUCACGCCGCGGUUCUGCCAGAGCGACUCGGAGCUGGACCUCCAGGAGCUGCUGCAGGAGAAGGAGCAGAAGGAGGUGCAGCAGAAGGAGGUGCAGCAGAAGGAGGUGCAGCAGAAGGAGGUGCAGCAGAAGGAGGCGCAGCAGAAGGAGGCGCAGCAGAAGGAGGUGGCGGGCAGCCAGGCCAGGAGGAUCUUGGGCCAGCUCUGCAGGGAGCACCCGGCCUGCUGCCGGACCCCCCCCUGCGCCUCCUGCUGGAACUGUGACGGAGAAAUCCUCCCCCACGCCGACAUACAAGUCAGGGCGCACCGGCAGCUCAUCAGGCUGUUCGCCCGCGGCAUCGAGGAGACGCCCGUGUUCGAUGACAUCAUCCCACCCAUAUAGGCCCCGCCCCUUCUCCCCUAGACCCUGCCCCUUCUCCCCUAGACCCCUCCCCUCCCGUGUAGCCCCUCCCCUCGUCAGGCCCGGCGCCUGGCCCCAUGGAGACGGUCGGCAUGGUGACUGAUGGUCUGACGACCACUAGGUCACAUGACGUAGCAUGUUCAAUGUGGAACUGAUUAUUGAUUGUUUGUUUGUGAGUCUGUCGGCGCUCUCCGUCUAUCAGAGCUUAGAUGUUUUUAUAUUUAUGGCGUUAAAGUUAAGAUAUAGGAUUUUAGCUCAAGAUAAUCACUCGUAUGAAUAUAAUUAAUAUACUCGUUCUACCAAAUACCAGCAGGUCAUUAGGGUUUUUGUUGUGGAUCAAUUAAAACAUAUAUUUGAUUUCUUUAAUUUAACCUUUUAUCCAAGCAGUAUAAAUUCUUAUAUACUACAGUGGCCUGGAGAAGGGGCUAGGAGUGGAAAGGAAAUACAUUUAAAUAAUUAAAAAGCUGACUCAUUGGAAGGUUGAUGACUCAAGCUGGGGAAAGGCUUUAAUCAUUUUACUCUUUCAUCAUGAGAUGAAUUCACUGAUGGAAACAUGAUCAUUUAGUGACCUGUUUCUGCUCUGUUACAAUCGAGACAUGAAAUGUUUAAAAUCAAACUGACAUAAAUCUCCACCAAUCAACUUCCACUGAGCGAACUUCAAAUCAAACCAGUAAAGUAAAUCGAAUGCUGGCUGUUUUAGGUUAACUGUGUUGUAGCCGACGGAGUACUUCUGAUACAUUGUCUACUAGAACUCACACAUUGUGUGCUAGUAUUAACACGUGCGUUGCCGGGCGGGUCUCUGUAACCAUGGAAACCUAGUACAAUCUACAGAUUUCUGUUUCCCAAAUAUUACAAUCUUCUGUUGAUGCUGUCUGUGAUGUUGAAUGUUGUUUGUUAAUAAACUACCUAGCAAUGGAGCUAGCUUAGCCCUGGCAGUAGCUUAGCCCUGGAGCUAGCCUAGCCAUGGUUCUAAUCAGCUGUUGUAACCAAGACAAUCCCCCCUGAGACUGAAUGUACAACGUGUAGAAACAAGUCUUCCUGCCAACUUUCAGUAGCUUUGAACUAACCCUUCUGUAAGAUACCGUUGCAGCAAGCAAACGCUACUGUGAGGAAGCUACUGUGGGCUAACACUACAGCGAGCAAAUGCUACCAAACCAAUCUGCUCCUCUUGGCCGCUCUACAAAGCCAUGUUGAUGACAUCAUCUAUAAUUUAUGUUGUAACCAGUAACCAACUAGUUAGAAGGACUAGCAUUGAGAAAUACAUUAUUUCCAUAUGUUGACAUGAACGUAGAGAAGAGGAUUUGUUUCAUACCUUAUGGAGCCUCUAUGCAUAGGCCUAUUUGAUGUAGCUUUAGGAAAAUAUACUUAAUCAAAAGUACUAUGCUGAUUGAAUAAAUCAAUAAAUCUUCAUGUAGCACUUACUAACUCCUGUAAUACUCAAACUGCAACAGCUAUUGCUCUAUGUUUUAAUACAUUCACGGAUCUGGUAGUACUGGUCCCCAAAGACCUGUACUUCCAGACUACUGGUCUUCCCAGACCAGUAGCACUUUACUUCAGGUCAGACCAAAUUGUUGUUUAUGUCAAAUAAGGAGAAUAUGCUCCUAUAAAGUUUUCUAAAGGCUACUACUCGAUGUGCUUGCUGUUUAAUAAAAGAACAAAUGCAAUGAAACCCUU